Portunus trituberculatus (swimming crab) is the source of this 1473-nucleotide messenger RNA. Its product is annotated as rRNA N6-adenosine-methyltransferase ZCCHC4-like. The record is from RefSeq and is a predicted model, not a curated record. Gene Ontology annotation, biological process: rRNA methylation. Gene Ontology annotation, molecular function: zinc ion binding; rRNA (adenine-N6-)-methyltransferase activity. The coding region runs from base 2 to 1459 and encodes 485 amino acids. Gene Ontology annotation, cellular component: cytoplasm; nucleolus. NCBI's taxonomy places the organism in Eukaryota, Metazoa, Arthropoda, Malacostraca, Decapoda, Portunidae. The transcript has 10 exons.
UAUGUGUGCCGUUGGAAAGGCUGACAUGGCGGCCCGUGGAGUGUCUGUUGUUGGUGUAGCCUCGCCUGACAACCCAGCCUGUAUACAUGGCCCCACAGUGGUGUUUGAGCGGUUCCUUCAAGAUGGCAGCACUCGGAAGUUCUACGCCUGUGCCGCCUGCCGGGACCGCAAGGACUGUGCCUUCUUCCUGUGGGCCGACCAGCGCCUCAGCAGUGCCAAGAGGAGGCUCUGGGCGGACCUCAGUGCUGCUGCCUGGACCAAGAUGACACACACACAGAGGUUUCACAAGCUGAAGGCAGUGAGGGCGGCGGCAGCAGGGGAGAGGAUGUACUGCCAGACGUGUUGUGUGCUGCUGCUGCGGUCUGAGAGAGCAGCCCACUCCUCCUGCUCCCUCUCCAGCCCCCUCACCGACUCUCACCUCUCCCACCCCUCCACGUUUCUUCCGCCCAAGGAGAACGUGAAGGUGGAGGCGCAGUACUUGUUUGCCCAGAGAAGUGUGGAGGUGCUGGUGGGGCUGGCGGGGCGGGGUGGGGCAUCUGGUGUACUGUGUGUGGGUGCCCCGAGGAUCCAUGAAGCCGUCACAUCCACACCCUCCCUCGGACUGGCUUCAAUUCUCAUGGAUAUUGACGAUAGAUUUUGUUCCUUCUUCCCGCCUGAGUGCUUCCUUCACUACAACAUGUUCAACCACCACUUCUUGGGCGGCAGGGAGGCUCGGACCACCUACACCACCUUCUUGGCCAGACAUCAGAAGCUGGUGUUGGUGAGUGACCCUCCCUUUGGUGGACGCAUGGAGCUGCUGGCACACACCCUGCGCACCAUAGAGGCCGACUGGAGGACUGCCGCCAGCCUGGACCCCGACACCACACUGCCUGUGUUCCUGGUGUUUCCUUACUUCCUGGAGCCUCAGGUGGUGGCCAGCCUGCCCUCCCUGGCCAUGAUGGAUUACCAGGUGGAUUAUGACAACCACCCCAUCUAUAGCAAAGGGCCCAAGGGGAUGAAACACGGAUCUGCAGUGCGUGUGUUCACCAACCAGCCCCUGCACACCCUGCCACUGCCGGAGGAGGAGGGGUACCGGUGGUGUGAACCCUGCCAGCGCUGGGUCCACCACGCCAACGCUCACUGUGAAAUCUGCCGAGCCUGUACUUCUAAGGACGGACGGACAUACAAACACUGCAGUGAAUGUGGCCGUUGUGUGAAGCCAGCCUGGGUGCAUUGUGGGACCUGUGGGGGGUGUAGGCCGCCGGACCACCUCUGUGCCCCCCCCCUGGGAUGCUACACCUGCGGGGACAUGGACCACAAACACCUCAACUGUCCCAAACGCAAGAGGUCAGCAUCAUCAUCGAGGAAGUCCAAGAAGAGGAAGAAGAGAGAUGGCAAGGAGUCAGCGUUACCAAGCAGUCUGGCUGAAGAGAGACACAGAGACCUGGACAUCCUGGCUCACCUCAUUGAUGGGAAAUAGAAAUGACGCACUUA